Molecule: messenger RNA, 372 nt
Organism: Enterobius vermicularis (human pinworm)
Lineage: Eukaryota; Metazoa; Nematoda; Chromadorea; Rhabditida; Oxyuridae
Source: the annotation of a GenBank genome assembly
AUGCCAAAUGGUAAACGAAUACUUCCAUUUUGGGUUGAAGCCUGGUUGACAACAUCAGCAAUUUUAUGUACCCUAGAUGUUGUCUAUACAAUGCUUCGACCAGCAACACUUCGAAAUGGUAGAUUAGGAGGAGUUUACGUUCUUUGGAAUAUAUACAGCGAUAUUGACUUAAGAUAUGCCAACGAAAAAGAUUUGGUAACAAUGGCAACCGGACGUAUAAUGAUUGUCGAAAUUGUUAUGGAUGUAAUUGCACUGCUGUUGGCAGUUCGAGGAUCACGACAUACACUUCUGGUAGCCUUUACAACCAGUGCAUUUGCAUUCUGGAAGACGCUAUUAUAUAUGACGCUUUACAUUAUGCCUCCAGAAGGUUAG